AUGAACUUGCAUCCGUACACUUGCUGUAAUCAAAGUCGAAUACAUUUUCGGCGUGUCAUCUACUUUGGUAUCCCCAUCUUCUCCUACACAGAACUUGAAGUUGCCACCAAUAAUUUUGAUUCUUCUAGAGAACUUGGAGACGGAGGUUUUGGAACUGUCUACUAUGGCAAACUCCAGGAUGGGCGAGAAGUAGAAAUAAAGCACCUCUAUGAGCAUAAUUACAAACGAGUAGAGCAGUUUAUGAAUGAAAUCAAGAUCCUUGCUUGCUUGAGGCACUGGAAUCUUGUUUCUCUCUAUGGCUGUACUUCAAGGCGCAGCCGGGAACUCCUACUUGUUUACGAGUACGUUUCUAAUGGCACAGUUGCAGAUCAUAUUCAUGGUGACCGAGCUAAUGAAGCACCACUCUCAUGGCCAAUUGGCAUGAACAUUGCCAUAGAAGCUGCUAGCGCAUUGGCAUACCUACAUAAAUCUGAUAUAAUACAUCGCGAUGUGAAAACGAACAACAUACUACUCGACAACAAUUUUUGCGUCAAACUUGCAGAUUUCAGGCUUUCAAGACUCUUCCCUAAUGAUGUCACUCAUUUAUCGACUGCCCCUCAGGGAACUCCUGGAUAUGUUGAUCCGGAAUAUCGUCAAUGUUGUUAA
Messenger RNA from Fraxinus pennsylvanica, 645 nucleotides. Lineage: Eukaryota; Viridiplantae; Streptophyta; Magnoliopsida; Lamiales; Oleaceae. The record is from the annotation of a GenBank genome assembly.